Wyeomyia smithii (pitcher-plant mosquito) is the source of this 2597-nucleotide messenger RNA. It is a transcript of the gene okr, whose product is annotated as DNA repair and recombination protein RAD54-like. Bases 149 to 2506 code for a protein of 785 amino acids. The record is from RefSeq and is a predicted model, not a curated record. NCBI's taxonomy places the organism in Eukaryota, Metazoa, Arthropoda, Insecta, Diptera, Culicidae. Gene Ontology annotation, biological process: double-strand break repair via synthesis-dependent strand annealing; reciprocal meiotic recombination. Gene Ontology annotation, cellular component: nucleus. Gene Ontology annotation, molecular function: DNA translocase activity; ATP binding; ATP-dependent chromatin remodeler activity. The transcript has 6 exons.
GCUGUCAGUUGUAAUUUCAAAAGUGUUAGGACGUUCAUUUCAAAUUCAACUACUAUUGUGUAAAUACCAAGAUUUCUCAUGUAGUAUUAAACAUAGAAACAAGAAUAAUAAUCGAGUGUUGAACGCGAUUUCGAUUUAAAAGUUAAAAAUGCGAAAAAGUCUUGCUCCCAGUCGAAGCUUCCCGCUUUCGCCUGUAAAUGGUGCUUUUAAAAGUCCGGUCUCGGUUUGCAGUAAGCGUAAUCGAGAAUGCCGAGAACGGUCAUCUCGAGGCCAUUCCAAAGAUGCGGAGCCACCGCCUACUAAACUAUCGGCAUCCGAAUACGAAAUGAUGAUACUAAAAAUCCUGACCCGCCCAUUUAAAAUUCCCAUACCGAAUUACAUCCCAGAACAUACGACCCGUUGCCUUGGCAUGAAACGGCCGGCAGCCCGCAGAGCGCUACAUGAUCCAUACGCCUGCAAUGCUUUAGUGUUAUUUAGCCCAGAAGAACUUUCUGAACACGAUCGGUUAAAAAUGGAUACGAACAAAAUGCAGGUUCACGUCGUCGUGGAUCCACUGCUGGGGAAUAUUUUACGACCACAUCAGCGUGAAGGUGUAAAGUUCAUGUAUGAAUGUGUCACCGGAAAACGUGGGGAUUUUCAGGGCUGCAUCAUGGCUGAUGAAAUGGGACUCGGCAAGACGCUACAAUGUAUUACCCUCCUUUGGACGUUACUGCGGCAAAGUCCGGACUGCAAGCCUACAAUUGGGAAAGCAGUUAUCGUUUGCCCGAGCUCAUUAGUAAAAAACUGGUAUAAGGAAUUCGGUAAAUGGCUUGGCUGUCGUGUGAACUGCUUGGCUAUGGACGGUGGAUCGAAGGAACACACUAUUAAGGAGUUGGAACAGUUUAUGGCUAACCAAAGUUUACGCCACGGGACACCAGUAUUGAUCAUCAGUUAUGAGACUUUUCGUCUCUAUGCAAAUAUUUUAAACAAUUCGGAAAUAGGAGCUGUUCUUUGUGACGAGGGACAUCGAUUAAAAAACUGUGAGAAUCUCACGUAUCAAGCGUUAAUGGGACUUAAGACCAAACGCAGAGUUCUUCUAUCAGGGACUCCCAUUCAGAACGAUUUAACUGAAUACUACAGUUUGUUGCAUUUCGUUAAUCCUGGAAUGCUGGGAAGUACAAAUGAAUUUCGUCGUCAAUUCGAAACUCCGAUUUUACGAGGGCAGGAUGCGAAUUCCACUGAAUCUGAGCGACAAAAAGCUGCAGAACGUCUUCAAGAACUGUCUGCACUGGUGAAUCGUUGUAUGAUCCGGCGAACGUCUUCCUUGCUGACAAAGUAUCUUCCAGUGAAGUUUGAAAUGGUUAUCUGUAUAAAAAUGUCUGAAAUUCAAACCGAACUGUACAAAAAUUUUCUUCAAUCGGACUCGAUUCGUCGCUGCGUGCAGGAGAAGAACGGGGCAAAAGCUAGUCUUACUGCGCUGUCGAACAUCACAGCGCUGAAGAAGCUUUGCAAUCACCCAGAUUUGAUAUAUGAAAAGAUUCAAGAACGAGCUGAUGGUUUUGAAAAGGCACACAAAAUUUUGCCCAGUAAUUACAAUUCGAAAGAUUUACGACCUGAGUUAGGAGGAAAAUUGAUGUUGCUAGAUUGUAUGCUAGCUAGCUUGAAAAUGAACACUGACGACAAGAUAGUUCUGGUUUCAAACUACACACAGACCUUGGACUUGUUCGAGAAACUUUGUCGAAAACGAGGAUACGCAUACGUUCGUCUAGAUGGAACAAUGACAAUUAAAAAACGAGGCAAAGUCGUGGAUGAGUUCAAUAAACCUGAUUCAAAGGAAUUUAUCUUUAUGCUCAGUUCAAAAGCGGGUGGUUGUGGCCUAAAUCUGGUUGGAGCUAAUCGCUUAGUUAUGUUCGAUCCAGAUUGGAAUCCAGCUAAUGACGAGCAAGCGCUGGCUCGUGUUUGGCGUGAUGGACAAAAGAAACCAUGUUUUAUAUAUCGACUCUUAGCGACCGGGACAAUAGAGGAAAAAAUAUUCCAGCGUCAAACACACAAAAAAGCGCUCUCUAACACAGUUGUAGACAACGAUGAGGAUGGAGAACGACACUUUACCCAAGAUGAUCUGAAAGAUCUAUUUCGGAUCGACGAAUCCACAAUCUCCGACACUCAUGCAAUUUUUAAAUGUAAACGGUGUCUUAACAACGUUCAAGUUAAACUUCCCCCUGAGGACAGUGAUUGCACAUCCGAUUUAAUGCACUGGUAUCACUGUUCCAACAAUAAAGGCAUUCCAGAUGAUAUCAUUUUUAAGUGCUGGGACAUCACCAAAUGCAUUUCAUUUGUAUUCCAUCACCGAUCCAACAGUGCCGUUGUAGAGCAACAAAUUGCCGAACAGAAACGUAUGGAAGCAUUGAAAACUAAAGAUGAUCUGAAAGAAGAAAAAACCGACGAUUACCGCGAAGAUGAGGAAGAAGAAGUAGAAAAUGAUGGUUCAUGUUCUGAAGAUGACCAGGAUGAGGAUUUCGUUCCGUGAAAUUUUGCUGUAAGUGUUCCUCAGAUUUUGUAUUUAUUCAGUUAAUCUACGAAAUGGAUUAAUUAAAGAAAGCAGGCUACGUUCUGCGAAU